GAAAAAGCAAUAGCACGCGAGCACCGUGAACUACUAAUUAAUUUCAGAGCGGUCGGAUCCUGCAGUCCAGAGGUUAACGGCGCGGGGCGAGCCGGCAAGUUUAUGUCAGCUGGCCCUGGUCACCCCACCAGAUCACCGUUCAGUUCCUGUUUACAUUACAUUACAGAAUGUCUGCACCUGGAAAGCAGCUAAGCUUAAAAAAAACAAACACGCAGAGCUCGUCGUAAAACCUGGAAUGGGUGAAACUGCCGUGCAAUGGGAGUCUUAUUUCCAUUCCUGGAUUCCUGGUCGUGAUUUUUUUUUCCCAUCAUGCCUGAGUGGGCGCACCGGUUCGGUGAAAAAAAAGCCAGUAACCAAGCUCCCCCUCGCCCCUCCUCUGUUUCCUCUCUGGGUGGUAUCGUCGCUCGAAUGGCCUCAUCCGAGCCGCUGUCCGGAGGGAGCUGCACGUCGGUCAACACGGUCUGCUCGGACAGCGACCGGCCGGUCAGCCUCAGCUCCUCUGCCUCCUCCGCCUCCCUGCCGGAGAGCCACGCCUCCUUCGGGAGCGGGGGGUCCCUGGGGGGGUCUCUCCCCUACGGCAGCACCCCUCAGUACCCCGCCCCCCAGCGCAACGGCAGCGACAUCAGCCUGGACCUCACCCCCUUAUCCCAGCUGGAGCUGAGGCCGGCAGGGGUCCCCCCCAGACACCCCCCCUCUCCCUGGGCCUGCCAGCAGGAGGACCGGGCCAAGCUGACCAGGGAGGAGAGGGUGGUGCUGGAGAUCGUGGAGACAGAGCAGGCCUAUGUACAGGACCUGAAGAGCAUUGUGGAGGACUAUUUGGGAUGCAUUAUAGACUGCGGAGACCUGCCAUUGAAGCCGGAUGAAGUCAGCACCCUGUUCUGCAACAUAGAAGAUAUUUACGAGUUCAACAGUGAGCUGUUGGAGGAUCUGGAGAGAUGCAGCCACGCAGCGGCCAUCGCGGAGUGCUUCGUUGAGAGGAGCGAAGCCUUUGACAUUUAUACAUUGUACUGCAUGAACUACCCCAACUCGGUGGCAGUGUUACGGGAGUGCAUGAAGACUGAAAGCCUGGUGCGUUUCUUCCGUGAGCGUCAGACCAGCCUGUCCCACUCCCUGCCCCUGGAGACCUACCUGCUGAAGCCAGUGCAGCGGAUCCUCAAAUACCACCUCCUGCUGCAGGAGCUGUUGAAGCACUUUGAUAAGAACCGGCCGGGCUAUGAGGUCAUCGAGGAGGCUCUUAUCACCAUGACAGCAGUGGCCUGGUACAUCAAUGACAUGAAGAGGAAGCAGGAGCAUGCUGUCAGACUGCAGGAGAUCGAGAGCGUCCUGUUGAACUGGGCCGGUCCGGACCUCAGCGGGUUUGGAGAGCUAGUUCUGGAGGGGACCUUCCGGGUCCAGCGGGUCAAGAAAGAGCGAGCCUUCUUCCUCUUCGACAAGAUGCUCCUCAUCGCCAAGAAGAGAGGAGACAGCUUCAUCUACAGCACCCACAUCUUCUGCUGUAACCUCCUGCUGUCUGAGAACCUGAAAGACUCUCUGAGCUUCAAAGUCUCGGACCAGACCAUCCCCAAGCAGCAGUACAUUGUGCAGUCGAGGAACCAGGAGGAGAAGCGGCUGUGGCUACACUACCUGAAGAGGCUGAUUGUGGAGAACCACCCUACCUCCCUCCCGCAGAAGGCCAGACAAGUAUUAGGAGACAACUGCUCACCGUAUCCACAAGCCAUGCAGUUCAACUCGGAGACCCUCAGGAAACCCGCCUCCUCUCCCCGAUUGGAUGAUUGCAGGGGUUACCACAGGGGGAGACGCCAAUCGGAGCCUCCAGAGUUUCUGUACAGCCCAGAGAAGGCCAGGAAGCACGUCCCUCUGCUCAGUCUAGAGGGGAGCACCCCGUACCGGAGAGGCAGGAGGCAAUCCGCUCCGGCGAAAGAGAUCGAGAAAGCGUUUCGACAGAACUUGAUACUGAAGAUCAGGCGGGUUUAA
This is a messenger RNA of Acipenser ruthenus (sterlet), 1974 nucleotides long. RefSeq names its product pleckstrin homology domain containing, family G (with RhoGef domain) member 2 (gene plekhg2). Gene Ontology annotation, molecular function: guanyl-nucleotide exchange factor activity. Bases 310 to 1974 code for a protein of 554 amino acids. The transcript has 17 exons. Lineage: Eukaryota; Metazoa; Chordata; Actinopteri; Acipenseriformes; Acipenseridae. The record is from RefSeq and is a predicted model, not a curated record.